Molecule: messenger RNA, 2491 nt
Organism: Corylus avellana
Lineage: Eukaryota; Viridiplantae; Streptophyta; Magnoliopsida; Fagales; Betulaceae
Gene: CDC48B
Product: cell division cycle 48B
Molecular function (GO): ATP hydrolysis activity; ATP binding
Source: RefSeq, a predicted model, not a curated record
CCCAAUUUACUGUUGUUUUUCUUUGUGGUGUUUUUGGUUUAGAUGGUCGGGGGUGGAUUUUUUUUGAUGAUUUUGGAGUACCCAGUAAUUUUUCAAAUACAAGAACAGUCAAAGCCAUCAAAAAUUGCAAACUAUAUAUAACCCUUUCUAAACGGUACUUGAUUACUUUUCCCUGGCCUUCUUCGAAUCUACCUUUAGAUUUGUCAAACCUCGAAUUUGCAAACAUCCUCCUCUAAAACUCCAUUUCCUCUAAAUGACUUUAGCCAUUGGGAUCUUUCUGCAGUUUUGACAUGGGUAAUCCGGUUCGUGGAUCCAAGCGCGGUGGAUGGACUGCUUGCUCCUUUAUUGUUGGAGCACCGCCAUCUUCUUUUUCUUCUUCACGUCGUGUUCUUCAGCAUCUUCACCCAAGUUUGUGCCUCCACUAGCAGGCGUGGAAGGAAAAUCGUGACUCCGACCCGUACUGCUUGUUCGUGUUCAUAGCACCGCCACUUCAAGUCACUUUGACGGCGGUUAUAGCCUAGUGACAAUAAUACCCUGACUCCAUACUCCAUAUUCCUCAGCGUCUCCAAAAAUCUAAAAAAUCCCGCAUAGUCUCUCUCUGUGUCUGCGAGCGCACUUGCUGCUCACAUGGAAAGCCAUGGAAGCACCAGCAGCAAUAACGACAACAACAGCAAGAAGCAGUGGAGAGCAGAGGAAGCGAUUGCCGGGAACGCCGAAGCUCUCCAGGCUCUUAGAGAGCUCAUAACUUUCCCUCUCUACUACUCUUGCGAAGCUCAAAAACUCGGUCUUAAAUGGCCUCGAGGUUUGCUCCUGUACGGUCCACCGGGCACGGGAAAGACAAGCUUGGUACGGGCAGUUGUUCAGGAAUGUGGUGCUCAUUUAACCAUUAUCAGUCCACAUUCUGUCCAUAAAGCACAUGCUGGAGAAAGUGAGAGUGUCUUGCGGGAUGCCUUUUCAAAGGCAUCAUCCCAUGCAAUGAUGGGCAAGCCAUCAGUUAUCUUUAUUGAUGAAAUAGAUGCACUUUGUCCUCGUCGUGAUUCCAGAAGGGAGCAAGAUGUUCGUGUAGCCUCGCAACUCUUUACACUAAUGGACUCCAAUAUACCUUCCUCAACUUCUGCAACACAAGUUGUUGUAGUUGCAUCCACUAACAGAGUGGACGCAAUUGACCCUGCACUUAGAAGAUCAGGGCGUUUUGAUGCUGAAAUUGAAGUUACUACGCCUACGGAGGAGGAGCGCUAUCAAAUUCUCAAGCUCUACACGAAGAAGGUUCCUUUGGAUCCCAAUGUUGACUUACGGGCUAUAGCCGCGUCUUGCAAUGGCUAUGUUGGGGCUGAUUUGGAAGCUUUAUGUCGUGAGGCUACCAUGUUUGCAGUUAGAAGGUCUUCCGAUACAAAUGAAAAUGCUGCUGUGAUCAGCUUAACAGUGGAAGACUGGAAACAUGCUAGAUCCAUUGUUGGGCCCAGCAUAACAAGAGGUGUUACUGUGGAAAUCCCAAAGGUGACUUGGGAAGAUAUUGGAGGAUUAAAAGAUUUGAAGAAAAAGCUCCAGCAAGCUGUCGAGUGGCCUAUUAAACAUUCUGCUGCAUUUUCGAGGCUGGGAAUAUCUCCAGUACGUGGAAUUCUUCUGCAUGGGCCUCCAGGAUGUUCAAAAACCACCCUUGCUAAAGCUGCAGCUCAUGCCGCCCAAGCUUCUUUUUUUUCCUUGAGUGGUGCAGAAAUGUAUUCGAUGUAUGUUGGAGAGGGAGAAGCUUUGUUGCGGAAUACAUUUCAGAGAGCUCGCCUUGCAGCACCAAGCAUAAUAUUUUUUGACGAGGCUGAUGUUGUUGCUGCCAAACGAGGGGGGAGUUCAAGCAACAGCACUACAGUAGGGGAGAGGCUUCUGUCUACUCUACUUACUGAAAUGGAUGGUUUGGAAGAAGCUAAAGGAAUUCUUGUUUUAGCUGCUACAAAUCGUCCUCAUGCAAUUGAUGUUGCACUUAUGCGCCCUGGACGCUUUGAUCUGGUGCUAUAUGUACCGCCACCCGAUCUUGAAGCUCGCUGCGAGAUACUUCAUGUACAUUCACGUAACAUGAAAAUAGACGAUGAUGUUGAUCUCAGAAGAAUAGCAGAAGAUACUGACCUUUUCACUGGGGCUGAACUGGAAGGCCUGUGUAGGGAAGCUGGCAUUGUAGCUUUGAGGGAAAGCAUUGAUGCCACUGUUGUCUCUGACCGUCAUUUCGAGACAGUAAAGGCUUCUUUAAAACCGGCAUUAACAAGGGCAGAAAUUGAUUCAUAUUCUUCGUUUAUGAAGACCCCAUCUAGUGUCAAGGAUCACAGCAAGCACAAAAAAGAAUUAUUGGGUCCAUUAUUUUCUGUUAAAAUUGGAGUUGUAAGCUUUAUUUUACUUGCUGCUGCUGCUAAAUAUUUUUUCGUAAGUACAGAUCAAAACCAACAUGAACUAGCUACUACCUGAAGUAUGCUAUAUUGUUAUGAUUAGUAUUUUUUUCUCCCCA